Messenger RNA from Dermacentor andersoni, 2759 nucleotides. RefSeq lists its product as uncharacterized. The record is from RefSeq and is a predicted model, not a curated record. Gene Ontology annotation, biological process: steroid metabolic process. Gene Ontology annotation, cellular component: intracellular membrane-bounded organelle. Gene Ontology annotation, molecular function: oxidoreductase activity. NCBI's taxonomy places the organism in Eukaryota, Metazoa, Arthropoda, Arachnida, Ixodida, Ixodidae.
AUGCCAUGUUUUGAAGGCUUAUCAUCAUUAUCAUUACCGUCAUCUUCAUCCUCACGUGAGCACGAGCGCAUUUCGUUCCUCAGCCCACCAACGCCCAUCAAGGGUGGCCUCGAAAGUGCAACCUCCUGUCACGCGUACCAUCACUGCAGAAUGCACGUCAUCAAGUUGUACUUCAUCGUGGCCCCGUGCCUCUUUUUCGCUUUCCAGGCGACGUCGCUGCUCUCGCCUUUGCUGGAGCAGGUCGGCAUUGUCACAGCCACGCUGGUCCUGGGAUGGUGGCUGAGCCUCGCCAUCAAGAGGCUGCGGAAGUCCAAGCCCAAGCCGCAGCAGCGUAGACUCGCCGUCAUCGUCGCAACCUGCGACACAGAGCACGGAUUUCUGACGGCGUCCAAGCUGUCUGGCGACGGCUAUUACGUGCUGUGCGGCACCCAGGACAUGGGCGGCGAGAUGGCCAAGGGCAUAAGACGGUUCAAUGUCGAUGUCAUUGAUUUGCACCUGACCAGCGAGAGCUUGAUGAACGACGCCUACCAGGAGAUCUGCGAGCAACUCUUCAAGAAGAACACGCCACUUCACGCGCUCGUCUGCAACGUUGGCACCACCGACCUCGGAGAGCUGGAGUGGAUCAACGAGCGUAACCUUCUGCACGCCUUCGAGCAUACUGUAGUGUCCACAGCGAGGCUGGUCAACCACUUCUUGCCCAUGCUACGUGAGACUCGCGGAAGGGUUGUCGUCUGCGCUGGAUCUUCCGGACGAGUCGCAAUCCCUGGAGCGGGAGUCCACAGCAUCGUCAACGCCGCGCUCAUAUCUUUCGCCGACUGCCUCCGUCGAGAAAUGGCAAAGUUCAGAGUUCAAGUCAUCCUCGUCGAACCCGUAUGGCUGAACUACAGGACUCCCCUGAGCCAGCUCCACUCGGCGGGCAUCGCCGUCAAGGAGACGGUGAGCUGCGUGAGCCGCGACGUGUUCGACGACUACUCGCUGGGCUACGUGAACGCGUUCCGCACCCUGUGGAACUGCUACACCACCCGCUGGUACGCGGGACCGCCCGACGAGCUGGCGAACUGCACCUGCCUCGCCGUCGCCGACGUCAGGCCUCAGUGCGUCUAUUCGUGCGGCUACCCCGCGGAGCGGGCCCUCAACGCCGUGCUCACCUACCUGCCUGCGCAGUUUGCCGACCUGGUGCAGUGCUUCCUGUACCAGCCGUUCGUCAAGCUCCGGCUGGGGUCCGAAUCGGACGUGUCCCCCGGUUCAUCCGGGGCCCGGCGUCAGAUCUCGAGUCCCGGAGUCGUGCAGAAGUUCCUGCACGCUUCCCUGACCCCGAUGCCCAUAUCGUUCCAAGAGUCGCAUAUGUCGACGCCGGCGCGCGAGUUGGAGGACGUGAGGGCCGACUACUUCCCGUCGGUGAACUGCACCGUGGACGCGACUCCGCCGCCCAAGACGCCGCCGCCCGUUGUGCAGGUCAGCGGGGAGCGCUUCAAGCCGCAGCGGUCGCUCGCCGUCGACCAACAGCGUCCCGCGCCGGCUAAAGCUCCAGUCCCCGGCAGCGUACCACCAGAGCAGCUCCUCGCCCACGGGAGCAACGCUGCCGCUGCUGCUGCUGAGGUGAAACAACGACAACAGCCGGAGCCCCAGCAGCGACCGCCGGCGGACAACGCGAGCCGCGAGGCCUCGUCCACUUCCGAUCCGACCCCCUCGCCCGAUGUGUCGUCCGGAGUUUCGCAGGGGCGGCCUUCGCAACCGACGUCCCCGCAGCCCCCGUUCACCGCGAACCCCGAUGGCGAAGGCGCCGGCUGCUCUGGCAAGCCGCCGACUCACAUCGAAGACGACGGCUCCCUUGUGCUUUCCUUGAUCGACAACGUGCAGUGCGAACUCCUCGCCGCCAUGUUCGCUCCCGCGCAGUCCACGGCGCGGAAUCGUGCACAGACGCCGUACCCGGACAGAAGUAUGGUCCGGCUCAUGCAACCACGAGCACAGGCCUUGGCACUCGAGUACAAAUCUCCGCCGGCAGGGACGCAGCAGCUGCAGUUCCAGCCACGGGGUGGUGAACCAUUGUCUCCACGGUCACCCUAUCAGACGGGAAUCAGCGCGUUGCCGCGAAAUGUCAUGGACCUGAUCUCCCCGCCGGACGAUGAAGCCACAGUCGCCAUGACACCGACUGGCGAGCACAGCCGCAGUCCCAUCGACUCGGCGACGCAAAUGGAGGUGGUGUCGGGGGGAGGCGCACCAGGAGACAGCGCACUCCCCGAUGCGCCCGUGCUUCCCGAAGCCUCGGCGCCGCCUCCCAAGCACAUGUCGGGACCGUAUGCCGAGCACCUGGAGAGGCUCCGCAGCAGCGGCCAGCUGGAACCGGAAGCGGAAGACGACACCCCUUGUCGGAAGGACUCCUUUGAGCAGGAGCCGCUGACCUCCGCGGCCCCGACGCAGGAAGAGGGCAUCAGGCGUCGCGCCGGGCGUGGCAAGCGCGAUCAAGAGGAUCGCCAUGAUUAAAUAGAGAGCGUGUUGCGCGCGACUAAGAAUGCAUAAUUUUAAAUAUUGGUAUUAGGGGCUUGUUUUACUUCGUUCGGGGAAGAAAAUUGCGGAGGCGGGUCCCGUAUUUUUUUUUCGUAAUUGUUUUAUGUUAUGUAUAGACACUACCAAUUUUAGUAUUGCUUACGAGCGUUGUGAUGCCUGUACUGGUGUUGUCAACCUGUGGGGAGUCCGAAGCCCUUGUCAAGCUGAUUCGUGAGCUUUUAGUGCCGGCUCGUCGUAUAUUAAAUAUGUUA